GGUUCGGCUUGGCUCAGUAGCGUGACGAGCGUCGAUCCGCGUGUGGUUCAUCUGUUACGCGCAUUUCUUGCUCCGAGUGCCGGCUCCUUUUCGAUCAUCGCUUUGACGUUCGUCAUUCUCCCUAUUCCUAGUCUGGUCUUUAUCUUUUCUCGCGCGACGAAAGAAAAACCGAGGCGCGCGGCCGUGUCAAGUCAAGUCGUGCCGGGACCGAGACGCGUGUGUGCCAUCGAUACGCUCGGCGAAGGACGUGCGGCAGGAGCCAACGAUCGAGGGAAGCAGAACUCCGCGGUGAAGGAGCGGAAGCGGACAAGAGAAAGAGAAAGAGAGAGAGAGACGUUGAGAAGCUACUUGGGAUACCUUUCAGUAACGAAAGUAACCGAGUUCGUCUAGCUACGGCAGUACGAUGCAGAGCAACGGUUCGGAGAAUGUGGGAUCCGAGAAUGGAGUCGACAAAUCAGGAUGGACGGUUGGAUUGAUCAACGGGAAGUUUAAGUAUCUAACGGCGGAGACGUUCGGUUUUAAAAUCAACGCUAACGGGUCGAGCCUGAAGAAAAAGCAACUGUGGACUCUGGAGGGCAGCGAGCAUCAGGUUUUCCUUCGCUCGCAUUUGGAUCGAUAUCUAGCGGUUGACCAGUUUGGUAAUGUGACGUGCGAGAGCGAGGACUCGUCGGAUCCGGGAUGCGGUUUUCAAAUACAACUCGCUUCCGAUGGCAGCGGGCGAUGGGCUCUGAAGAAUCUCCAGAGGGGCUACUUCUUAGGCUCGAGCCAGGAUGAAUUGAAGUGUACCGCUAAGGCCCCAGGCGAGGCGGAGUAUUGGCUCGUGCACCUCGCCGCCAGACCGCAGGUGAAUCUUCGAUCGGCCGGAAGAAAACGUUUCGCACAUCUGAGCGCCACCCAGGACGAGAUCCACGUGGAUGCGCCGGUGCCGUGGGGUGAAGAUACCCUGUUCACCUUGGAAUUUCGCCCGACGACGGGUGACGACGACAGUCACGGAAAUCAUUCCAAGUCUGAGGGCGGCCAUUAUGCGCUACAUACUUGCAAUAAUAAAUAUCUCGCGCGCGAUGGUAAACUUCUUGACGCGUGCACGCGAGACUGCCUCUACGCUGCGGAAUUCCACGCUGGUCUUCUCGCUCUUCGUGACAUACAUGGCGCGUACUUGGCACCGAUCGGAAGUAAGGCCGUUCUGAAAUCGAGAUCAACGACUGUUACGCGCGACGAGCUUUUCUCGCUGGAGGAAUCUCUGCCGCAGGCAUCUUUCGUCGCAGCAUUGAAUCAGCGAUACGUUUCUGUGAAGCAAGGCGUUGACGUGACGGCCAAUCAGGACGAGAUCUCUGGCCACGAGACAUUCCAGUUGGAGUUCGACCGGGUGACGAAACGAUGGUACGUGCGAACGAUGCAGGACCGUUACUGGAGUCUGGAGGCUGGCGGCGGUAUACAGGCAUCAGAUCAUAAGCGCUCAUCAAACGCGCUCUUCGAUCUUGCGUGGCAAUCGGACGACGGCACGGUCGCGUUGCGCGCGAACAACGGCAAGUUCUUGGCCACCAAGCGGUCCGGUCAUCUCUACGCGAACGCCGACUCGUUGAACGGUAACGACUCCGACGCCGCCAAGUAUCACUUCUACCUGAUGAAUCGGCCCGUGCUGGUGCUGCGAUGCGAGCAGGGUUUCGUCGGACCCAAGAGCGCGGCUAGUCCCAAGCUCGAGUGCAACAAGGCUGUUUACGAGACGAUACGCGUCGAACGAUGCGAGCGCGGCGUGGUCAGAUUCAAAGGACAAAAUGGAAAAUAUUGGCACGCGGAUAGCGAGGGAGUGACCGUGGACUCGGACAUACCAUCCGACGGCUUCUACCUGGAGUUACGCGAGCCGUCACGCAUCUGCAUCAAGUGCGUGGACGGGCGGUAUCUCACCGCUGGCAAGAACGGCGCGCUGCGUCUGGGCGAGUCGGACUACGAGUCCGCCACGAAGUGGGAGUUCUAAAAAUGCGAAGGAUGAAAAUCCCGUAAAUGCAACGAGCAAGAUGUGUAUUCCACUGUCUCCUCAGCUUUGUGGUCAUAAGUUCGCAGCACACACCGUGUCCCCGGAACACAACAACGGCGAGAGAUCGGCGCAGUUCGUGCCGCUUCCUGCCGUGUACUUAAUCGAGCAUACCGCGUACGUCGCGCGUCGAAACGACAGUUUAGUAUUCGACGUUUCACUCCAAUAUAUACUUUUUUUAUUUUUCUUGGUAAAGCUUCGUGGAUCCCCGCAGUAUAUUCAAGACUAGCGGUUUAUCCUGAUAAACGCAAAAGUCCGAGAGACACGUCCAAAAAGACCGGUUAUUAUAACUGCGGUCUAUUUUAUACGUAACACACACAUACACACACUUUUAUAUCUUUAUAUAUUUAUAGGUAUAUACAGUUUGCCACGCUGCAAGUUCAAUUUUAUAUCGACGUCCUUCGUAUGUGUAUUACGUCUAUUCGCAAUUCUGCGAUCGCGUUGAUCACGGAAUUAGUGUAACGAUCGUUAUUAUAUAUAUGCUUGUUUAGUUUUAUGUUAUCUGAUUCUGAGACAAAAAAGGAAUUUUAUGAUGAUAAAUGUGAUCAGCGAAAGAUCGCGCGUUCAGUAAGCAUAGAUUUUUUUUCUACUCACAGCGUAGUAAUGAGUUUUUUUUUGCUAUCGUUAUGGAUACAUUUUUUGUAUAUUAGAUUAUUUAAAAGAAUAUGUAGAAAUAACAGACUCAGACAGCACACAUGUUUAAAAGUGGAACAAAUAAGAUUUCUAAAAGACGUCUUUAGACAUCACAUCAUGAGCCGUCUUAAAGAGAUCUUUGGUAAGUCACUUUUGGACAUGCUUGCUGUUGUGUAGGAGUUAAGAAGGCACGCUUGAAAGGAGAGCCAGAUUCAAAUCCGACCAUAUAUCCGAUCGCUGCCCUCCCGGUUCGGUAUAAUCAACCUUCAAACUUCAUUACCGAGACACAUUUCUGUUACGAUCGUAAAUUAGGAAAAGUUCGUUUAAUAAGAUGCACAUGCAGUUUUCGCUGUACUUUAUCCUGCUUCACACGUUAUACAUACUAGCCUGCCCUGCGUAGGUAUGUUAAGUGAAUGAAAUAUGCCGGAACUAAGGCUUGGUGAUGGAAAGAUUCGCAGCACACAGUUUCCGUGAAAUUCCGUUCGCUUUUUCUUCUCUUUUUUUAUUUUUAUUUUUACGUUAUUUACGUUUAUUGAGAACGAUACUUCGACGGAUGUCGCGCGUGUUUUAGCAGUAAGAUAGAUUUCAUCUCAGUCUCCUCGCUCUUUUCGGUAAACGAUGAGUAGAAUCGACACGGAAUCGUUUCGUGAUUUAGGAACUUUCUGGUAUGUCGAAUAAAAUUAUCGAGAAUUUUUCGAGAUAGAGAGAAAGGGGAGAGAAAGAUAUAUUAAGGUAUGUUAGAGUUUCGUGUAAAUAUAUGUUUGUCUCUCCAAUAUCAUUACAAUAAUUACGGUAAUUGUAACAUGGUACUACGCGUACUCUUCGCGCUGCUUAAUUUAAAAACAAGAGCAAGCACACGAUUUUUAUGAUCGCGAGAAGCGGGGCGGAGAUAUAUGUUCAUUAAUUGAAUAUUUUACUUCUUUGGACAAGAUGUUGCUCAGAUAUGUCUCGAUUCGCCGACGACGACACACGUAUUACUUUCUUAGAUAUUCGUGUAAGCGGCAAUUUUCUCUUUUUACUACUUUUUUCACUGGUAGAACCAUAUUAAGAACAAUGGAUGUAAUAAAUUAAAGGAUGUAAUAAAAAACAAUUUUUUUAUUGGUCAGGA
Wasmannia auropunctata (little fire ant) is the source of this 3773-nucleotide messenger RNA. RefSeq names its product protein singed (gene singed). Gene Ontology annotation, biological process: cell migration; establishment or maintenance of cell polarity; actin filament bundle assembly. The transcript has 8 exons. The record is from RefSeq and is a predicted model, not a curated record. The coding region runs from base 404 to 1975 and encodes 523 amino acids. Lineage: Eukaryota; Metazoa; Arthropoda; Insecta; Hymenoptera; Formicidae. Gene Ontology annotation, molecular function: actin filament binding; protein-macromolecule adaptor activity. Gene Ontology annotation, cellular component: cytoplasm; actin cytoskeleton.